GCUUCGAGCGAUUGCGAGAAAGAGAUAGAGAGAGAGAGAGUGGGAGAAGGACCUCUGUGAAACCCUAAAAUCUCAAUCUCCCUGUCGCCGUCGUCUCCUCCGUCAAAGCGUUGCCGGUGCAGAGUUAUGAAUGGAGGACGAGGUGAUCGUGGAGCCUAUGAAUUCGUUGACCUCUCAGAGUGACGAUUUCAUUCAGAUUGUUAAGAUAACGCUUUAAAUCUUCUGCUUCUGCGUCGUCUUCCACUGCGGAUUGUGCUGCUGGUUCUGCUUUUCCUCCAGCGGCUUGAAGCACUCAGAGUGCGGUUUGGGCGCGGAUUCGGUAGUGCGGGUUCAUAGUUUGAAAGAGAAGGGCAAGAUCCUUGAGGUACUGAAAAAUUGGCCUGAGAGGAGUAUUCAAGUUAUUGUUGUCACAGAUGGCGAGCGAAUUUUAGGACUCAGAGACCUUGGAUGUCAGGGAAUGGGAAUUCCUGUUGGAAAAUUAGAUUUGUACACAGCACUAGGAGGGCUUCGUCCAUCAGCAGAAUAUUCUGAACUUUUGAGUGAGUUCAUGGCUGCUGUAAAGCAAAACUAUGGGGAAAAAGUUCUUGUGCAGUUUGAAGAUUUUGCAAAUCACAAUGCUUUUGAGUUGAUUGCGAAAUACGGCACAUCUCAUCUAGUCUUCAAUGAUGAUAUUCAGGGGACUGCAUCUGUUGUUCUUGCCAGGGUUGUGACAGCAUUGAAGCUGAUUAGUGGAACUUUGGCUGACCACACUUUCUUGUUCCUCGGUGCCGGCGAGGCAGGAACUGGAAUAGCAGAACUUAUAGCUAUUGAGAUGUCAAAGCAGACAAAAGAAACCGAUAGAGGAAACUCGCAAGAAGAUAUGGCUUGUAGACUCAAAGGGCCUUCAGGUUGGUCUUAACCUUGCAUUAGCCAUUGCUUUGCACAAUAUCCCAAAGGGUAUUGCUAUUGCACUUCUUGUUUAUUUUGCAACAGAGAGGUAAUAAAUUCUGGAUCUUUUUCUCUUGUUAGUUAAAUCUAUGGUUUAUGACGUAGACUUUUAUAUCAAAUAUCACACAUCUAGCAACAACCAUUAAUUUGAGGAUGCAUGGUUCUUGAUUAGUAAAUGACAGGCAUUGAAAUUGGCAUCAUUUUGUGGUUUGUGUGCAAUUAGCAAUAUGAUAUGUUAUGUUGUGUUGAUAGUAAUUAUUGUUGAUUGCAUUAAACAUAAUACCCAGUUGGUGGAGUAAUGGCAUUUCUAACACUUCAUGAAAUGCUGCCAUUGGCUUUUGAUUAUGCUGGACAAAAAUGUGCAAAGUAGUAUUAGUUUUGAGAUUCAAGAUAACACGGGACAAGCACUGUGCACUACUACUGUUGUUAUCAGAGAAAAGAGUUUAGCAUCUUAAAUAUCUAAAAAAAUGGUAUUAGUUUCUGUUCUUUUUUAUCUACUUAUCUUGUAGAGAUUAGGUUGUAAUGUGUACUUUUGACUUACCACACUGCUGGUGUAGUAUUAAGUUAUGGUUAUAUAUAUUUGUGUAGUUAUGGUUGAUUUCUGUGCUUAGUAAUGUGGCUAGUUAUGUACUUCUUUUCU
Molecule: messenger RNA, 1567 nt
Organism: Arachis stenosperma
Lineage: Eukaryota; Viridiplantae; Streptophyta; Magnoliopsida; Fabales; Fabaceae
Product: NADP-dependent malic enzyme-like
Exons: 10
Coding region: 458-898 (146 amino acids)
Biological process (GO): malate metabolic process; pyruvate metabolic process
Cellular component (GO): chloroplast
Molecular function (GO): malate dehydrogenase (decarboxylating) (NADP+) activity; NAD binding; malate dehydrogenase (decarboxylating) (NAD+) activity
Source: RefSeq, a predicted model, not a curated record